Coccidioides immitis RS is the source of this 1255-nucleotide messenger RNA. RefSeq lists its product as uncharacterized. The transcript is spliced from 2 exons. Bases 40 to 807 code for a protein of 255 amino acids. The record is from RefSeq and is a predicted model, not a curated record. Lineage: Eukaryota; Fungi; Ascomycota; Eurotiomycetes; Onygenales; Onygenaceae.
GUUUCCCCAACCUGCUGCGUCCUGCAACCGUCCACUGCCAUGUCGCAGCCGGCAAGACGGAGGAAGGUUGUCGAUAACGAUGGGUGGACACACAUCACCUCUACCAAGAAGUCCUCGAGUCGCCACCGCCCGCCGCAGCCCAAGGACCAGCUAGCGCCUGCAGAAAUUCCUGACGGACUCACAUUUGAAAAGCUGAAAGACAAGUACGAUUGGCACAAGCAGCAAUGGAUGGAAUCACACAGCUGGACCGUUCUAAAAGGAUUGCUGGAGCAAGAGAUUGCCCGUGUUUCGGGAAAGAUUCGUAAUUGUGUCUGUUUUGGGUUGGGAAGCCCGAGCGGCUUCUCCCGUGGAGGAUGGGUUGAUCGAAGGAGUAUAUCAAUGUUUCAACUUGCCGCACUCGAGUUGACAGUGGAGCUUUUAUCCCAAGCAAAAAUUAUUAACCCUGAUAACCUCUAUGCUCAAGAUCCUGUUUUUAAUGACAUGGAUAAGAAGCUGCUAAAGUAUGCUGGGUUCAACGUAGUUCAAGAUCCAGAUGCCUUUGCACUUGUUGCCAAAGAGACAUUUUUGUAUGCUCCUGGGGCUGAAAAAUCUCAUCUAAUCGAUCUUCUUUUGCGUGACCCGGGCCUAUUUUUCGGAAGUACUUUCGAUGACAUUCACUCGGCAACCACUGAAGGUGACACAUGCGCGCAAUUUGUGGGGAGGAGGCGCUCACUUUUGCUUCCGGAGUUUGAACCAAACCCGAGUGCAUUCUGGAGGACAACCUUGUAUUGGAACGGCGAAGCACACCUACCGCCUUCCGCUGAUUGAAACUCUUCUGGAUGCCUAUUUCGAUUUAAGCAAUUACACGAGGACAUUCCAUGUCCGUUCCACAUUCCGCCGAGGAAGCCAGAAGGCCUUUCUGGCACGGUAUGGGAUAUUUGUGCCUCCGUUGCACUCAACUUGGAGAAGGAGUAGCGAUGCGAUAUGCUGGAAUUAGCACAGAGGCUAAAAAGGCUUUUGCGUUGCCUGCGACACUACCGCUGGUUAUCUGAUAGUUGGCAAAGGCCGUCCUUUGACUUGAUAUAGGCGCACUCGCACUCAUUCAGUUUCCUUAUCAAAACACCGGCCUAACAAGCAAAUGGACCCAGAAUAUUUUGCAGUGAUUGGGUUCUGAAUCCCUGGAAUCUGCCUAUGUAAAUAUGUACAACGAAUGUUUGGCAAACUAUUCUGUUCGAGGUAUAUAUUUGCAAUAUUCACAUUUAUUUUUUGGCGGUGA